AUGGGGUGGUGGCUCUUCCCCGUUCUGGCCCUCGCUGCUUUCCGGCCCACCCAUGCCGGGGAAACCACCUGCGAUGGAGUCUGCGGAAGGCGUCCCAUGGCGUCCAGCCAUAACCUCCUCCGGGUUGUGGGAGGCAGCAACGUUCUCCCCGGAACGUGGCCCUGGAUGGUCAGCUUCCAAGUCUUGACACGGGAAGGAUUCUCCAGUUUCUGUGGAGGCUCCCUGAUCAGCCCUCGAUGGGUCCUCAGCGCAGCCCACUGUUUUCAGAAACCAAAGGAAAUACCAUGGGUAAGACUGUCGAUUGGCGCCAUCAGCAUCUCCAACCCCGGCCCCAAUGCCCAGAGGCGCUCGAUCAAGAGGCUGGUGAACCACAAGCUCUAUAAGCACGAUUCCUACGGCAAAGUGCACAAUGACGUUUCCUUGGUGGAGCUGAACGAGCCAGUCAACUGCACAGACUAUAUCCAGCCAGCCUGCUUGCCGGACGACAGCGUGGAAGUUUCCUUGCUCAGUCACUGCUACGUCAGCGGUUUUGGAAUCAUGGACCCGAAAACGGGAAAUAUGCCCGACAUCAUGCAGGAAGGUUCUGUUGACCUCAUCCCCAAGGCAACUUGCAGUCGCCGGGACUGGUGGUCCAGUAAGAUCCUGAAGGAGAACAUCUGCGUUGGACGCUUGGAAGGAGGCGUAGCUACUUGCAAGGGCGACAGCGGCGGCCCCCUCAUGUGCCGGGAGAAGAGGUCCGAACGCUACUGGGUGGUUGGAGUUACCAGCUGGGGACCGUCCUCUUGCGGCCAGGCAAAGAAGCCGGGGGUCUUCACAUCCACGCAGCUCUACCUUGACUGGAUCAGGAAGACGACCAAAGAGGACUUUUCCCUACCCAGCCACCAACCGCCAAUGGCACAGCCCCGGCCUACGCCACAGCCGCGCCCACCUCUAAGGCCACAGCCCCAACCAGAACAAAAUGGGAAUGUGCCAUAUCCCAGGCCCCCUCCAGCAACCUGGUACACGACCAGAGCUAGGCUACCCCCCAAGACCACCCCUCAGAGCCCUCCUGCACUCUGGUAUACAACCAGACCCAAAUCCCGCCGUACACGGUGGCCCAAAAGAGGGGGUCCCAGGUCCAAUAUGUCUCCUGGAAAGGGGCCCAUGGGACCGGGUGCCUUGACUCCCCCCCAGCGCCCAGCCUGGGACCUAACACCUCCUCUGUGGUCCACGCGGCCAGUAAGGUGGCGCCUGAGGACAAGGGCCCCAGCUUGGCACAGGCAGAUUGGCACACCCCCGCCACGGAUUGAGUUCCAGGCGCUGAAGCCGCUGCCAGACCAAGUUGCGGUGCCACCCGGGAGCCAACUUUCUUACAAAUGUAAAUGCUCCUUAGCUCAGCCACAGGAAGAGUAG
This is a messenger RNA of Lacerta agilis (Sand lizard), 1392 nucleotides long. RefSeq names its product acrosin-like. Bases 1 to 1392 code for a protein of 463 amino acids. The transcript is spliced from 5 exons. Gene Ontology annotation, molecular function: serine-type endopeptidase activity. Lineage: Eukaryota; Metazoa; Chordata; Lepidosauria; Squamata; Lacertidae. Gene Ontology annotation, biological process: acrosome reaction; proteolysis. The record is from RefSeq and is a predicted model, not a curated record.